GGCAAAAAGAUGACAUCCUAAAAAGAGAAUUUACAUAAAAUAGAGGGUUUUAUUGUAAGUAACUCGCUAUCUUUCGGUUAUCUUCGGUUUGUAAUUUUUCAUGAUCUUCUUCGACUUGUAGAUUUAAGUUUUGAAUUCGUUCACCAGAAUUCAGAACUUGAUACUGAUCAAUUGAAUUUUCACUCAUCAAUUUGCAACGAUUUGAUCUACGGAGGCUUGACGAGGUGGAUUGGAGCCAGAGGAAGGGCGGAUCAUCUCGAAGUAGAAGAUCUCGAUUUUGGAUCGCUCGGAAAACUGAUCAAAUGGAGGAGAAAAACGGAUCAUCAGAGGUAGAGAUCGGAGAGAAAGACGAAACGAAGAAGCAAUCAAAGGAUCUUGAGUUCUUAAGCUGUAUGAUGCAGCCAAAAACAGCUGAUUCAGAUCCACACUACAUCGGAAUCCGCCGGAUUCUUCUUCAUCGGAAAGCUGAUUCUGGCGUUAUCUCUCGCCGUUAUGAUUGGAGAUGCAAUGGAAAAGGAUAUGUUGCUUAUCGUAAUUUCAUUAGCAAACCUAGAAAAUGGGAGAAUCUGCGAACGCCUAGUCUCUUAAGUAGUCCAGGAAACAGUGGUCGAUGGUUACCUUCUCCAAGUCCUCUCUCGCAUCAAUUUGAAGCUGAAAGCUUUACUUCUAGUAGAGAUUUAAGGAGUGUGAAUCAGGUUUCAAGUCGUAGAGCGAGUUUUAGCUCAAGUUUGAGUGAUGGUGAUAAUUCAUAUCGUCGUGGUGGUGUUGAACAUGCUUAUUCUUUUGUUGGAAUGCAUUGCAUCUUCGAUCAAUGCAAAUCUUCUGUUACUGUUCUCAAGUUUGGUCAUAUGAGUUCUGAUAUACUUGCAUAUGGAGCAUCAGAUGGAAGCUUAACAGUUUGUAGUCUCUUAGAAGAGCCUUCUGUCCUCAAGCAGUUGACAGGUCACUCUAAAGAUGUCACAGAUUUUGACUUCUCGUCAAACAAUCAAUACAUCGCGUCAUCAUCACUUGAUAAGACAAUACGAGUAUGGGAGUUGUCAAGAGGCGUUUGUAUUAGAGUUAUAUAUGGAAUCUCUCCACAGUAUUGUAUCCGUUUCCACCCUGUUAAUAACAAUUUCCUCUCUGCUGGCAAUGCAAACAAGGAACUCACGGUGUUCAAUUUCAGCACUGGGAGAAUUAUUAAAAAACUGUUGUUUGAGGAUGAGGUGACAUCUAUGGACCAUGAUCACACUGGCCAAAUAAUUUUCUGUGGAGAUGGGCAGGGAACUGUAUAUUCAGUAAGCAUGGAUUCGCAUACAGGGUCAUUAUCCCGGUCUCAUCGUCAUCGUACAAAUCACAAAUCUCCUGUCACCACUGUGAAGUACAGAAGCUUCUCCCUCCUGGCAUCAGGCCCUGUUCUGCUCACAUGUACUCAGGACGGAAACUUGAGUUUCUUUAGUGUUGCCCUUCAGAUAAAAGGUUAUUUGACUUUGCGUUGCUCCCUCAAAUUAGCCCCGCGAAUACACAGAAUCCAAGCAUCGUUUUGCCCGCUAUUAUCACUAGAGAAAGGAGAAUACAUAGUUGCUGGAAGCGAAGACUCGAAUGUCUACUUCUAUGAUCUAACCAAACCGAAGCACACAUGUGUAAACAAGCUACAGGGUCACAGGUUUCCAGUAAUGUGUGUUGCGUGGAACCAUGGGGAGAACUUGUUGGCUUCGUCUGAUUUCUAUGGUGUUGUCAUUGUAUGGAAAAGAGCAAAGACAAGCUCAUAAGGUUUGUCUAUAAUAUUAUAAAUGAAUCUAAAUCCGUCAUUUUUGCCACAAAGGCUUUGGGUUUGGCAUCAUCUCUGUAUCGCUAAUCUCAAAACUGUGUCAAUUUAGUUUCCCAUCUCUUAUAAAGAUAUAGUUCUGUGACACUCCUAUGCACAGAUUCAAUAGCUUAAAUGGUUGGAACAGACACGUCCUUAAUGAGUUAAUAACUCUUUCCAUAGAUAAGUUGGUAGACAAUUUGAAGAGAUCAAGUUAAUUGUACUCGCAAUGUUUUUUGUUUUGUCACAUUAUCAUGAACCAGAUUAAUUAUCAGUAAAAUUAAUGAAGAUUACAUAAACAACAUUCCAUUGUAGUCUAGUUGGUCAAGAUACUCAGCUCUCACCCAAGAGACCCAGGUUCAACAAGUUCCGGCAAGCUGGUUCAUCUAAUUCUUCAGGGGACCAAAUGGAAUAUGAUACUUGGUUCUCUUAGAGAAAUGUGGCUCUAGGAUUAUAUUGAAUUCAAAUUAUGUAACUGAUGAGCAUUUGGUGCUUAUAUUAGUGUGGAAGUGGUUGGACUAGAUAAUCAUGCUAAUAAUUA
Messenger RNA from Arabidopsis thaliana (thale cress), 2327 nucleotides. Its product is annotated as Transducin/WD40 repeat-like superfamily protein. Bases 303 to 1751 code for a protein of 482 amino acids. The transcript has 12 exons. The record is from RefSeq and is marked reviewed. NCBI's taxonomy places the organism in Eukaryota, Viridiplantae, Streptophyta, Magnoliopsida, Brassicales, Brassicaceae.